UUUGCAUGCCGGGGCUGUGAAUGGCGUGCCCGGCCGGCCGGCCCCUGGCACGGGGGAGGAGUCUCCGCGCCCUGCUCGGGCCGUGCUCCGCGGCGGCGGUCCCUUAGCCGCACUGGGGCGGCCCGAGUCCGGCUGCUCGCCGAGGCGCUUCCCCGCCUUCUCGGCCUGAAGACAAACGUGGGACGAUGUCGGAGGCACGGCAUGACAGCACAAGCAGUUUACAGCGGAAGAAGCCGCCAUGGCUAAAAUUGGACAUCCCAGUGCCUGUACCCAUGCCGGUGCCAGAAGAGCCAGUGCAGCCAACAAGACGCCAGGCCUUUCUACGAAGUGUGAGCAUGCCUGCUGACAACAGCCGCGUGCCCUCCUUGCCUCAUGAAGUGAGGAGACCGGUGCUACAACGACAGACCUCAAUCACCCAGACCAUCAAGAGCAGACAGGUACGGUUUCAAAGGAGUCAGACCCUGCCUGCUCAGGGGAACCGGGUGGGCAGGAGUUCCCUGAGAAAGCGGCAAUCCCUGCCCCGAUCAUUUUUCAGAGGCACAGCUGACUGGUUUGGAGUAAGCAAAGACAGUGAUGCUACACAGAAAUGGCAGAGAAAGAGCCUUCGCCACUGCAGCCUGCGGUAUGGGAAGCUGAAACCUCAGGUCAUCCGGGAAAUGGACUUGCCCAGUCAGGACAAUAUUUCCCUAACAAGCACAGAAACCCCCCCUCCGCUUUAUGUUGGGCCCUGCCAACUGGGCAUGCAGAAGAUCAUAGACCCUUUGGCCCGCGGCCGAGCUUUCCGAAUGGCUGACGACAAUGAUGGCUACAGCAUCCCCCACACUCCCAUCACGCCAGGUGCCACGUCACUCUGCUCCUUCACCAGCUCACGCUCAGGCUUCAAUCGCCUCCCGCGACGGCGGAAACGGGAAUCUGUUGCCAAAAUGAGCUUCCGAGCAGCUGCAGCUUUGGUGAAGGGUCGCUCUGUGAAGGACAGCACACUGAGGAGGGCUCAGCGGCGCAGCUUCACCCCAGCAAGUUUCAUGGAGGAAGAUACAGUGGAUUUUCCAGAUGAGCUCGACACUUCUUUCUUUGCUCGGGAAGGAGUCCUUCAUGAGGAGCUCUCUACUUACCCGGAUGAGGUGUUUGAGUCGCCAUCAGAAGCUGCGGUCAAAGAUACUGAAGUGAAACCUCUAGAUCAGACGGAUCUCACAGGAGGUGCCUUGGACAAAAAUGAGCUUGAAAGAAGCCACUUGCUACUCCCACUGGAGCGAGGCUGGAGGAAGCAGAAGGAUGGAGGCCUGGCACAGCCCAAAGUCCGCUUGCGGCAGGAGGUGGUGAGCGUCAGCCCACAGAAGCGUGGCCAGCGCAUCGCCGUCCCCGUCAGGAAGCUUUUUGCCAAGGAGAAGCGGCCGUACGGCCUGGGGAUGGUGGGGAAGCUGACAAACCGUACCUAUCGCAAGCGCAUUGACAGCUAUGUGAAGCGGCAGAUUGAGGACAUGGAUGAUCACAGGCCCUUCUUCACAUACUGGGUCACCUUUGUGCAUUCACUCAUCACCAUCCUUGCUGUGUGCAUCUAUGGCAUUGCCCCUGUGGGGUUCUCACAACAUGAAACUGUUGAUUCGGUUUUGCGAAACAGAGGGGUUUAUGAAAAUGUCAAGUAUGUUCAGCAGGAAAACUUCUGGAUCGGCCCCAGUUCAGAGGCCCUGAUCCACCUGGGGGCCAAGUUCUCACCAUGCAUGAGGCAGGACCAGCAAGUGCACAGCUUCAUUAAGGCCAAGCGUGAGAAGGAGAAGCACUCAGCAUGCUGUGUGCGAAAUGACAAGUCCGGUUGUGUACAGACUUCAGAGGAGGAGUGCUCAUCCACCCUUGCUGUGUGGGUGAAGUGGCCCCACCACUCCAGCACACCAAUGCUGGCAGGAAACAAGAGGCAGUUUGGGUCUGUUUGUCAUCAGGACCCCAGGGUGUGUGAGCAGCCAGCCUCGAUGGAGCCACACGAGUGGCCAGAUGACAUCACCAAAUGGCCGAUCUGCACAAAAAACAGUGCUGGGAAUUACACAAACCACCUUCACAUGGACUGUGUGAUUACAGGCAGGCCCUGCUGCAUUGGGACCAAAGGAAGGUGUGAAAUAACUUCCCGGGAGUAUUGUGAAUUUAUGCGGGGCUAUUUCCAUGAGGAAGCAACACUUUGCUCUCAGGUUCACUGCAUGGAUGAUGUUUGUGGACUCCUCCCUUUCCUAAAUCCAGAAGUCCCUGACCAGUUCUACCGUCUCUGGCUCUCACUUUUCCUACACGCUGGGAUCCUGCACUGUCUGGUUUCAGUCUGUUUCCAAAUGACGAUCCUACGGGACCUGGAGAAGCUGGCAGGAUGGCAUCGCAUCUCUAUCAUCUACCUGCUCAGCGGCAUCACUGGGAACCUUGCCAGUGCAAUAUUUCUACCCUACAGAGCAGAGGUUGGCCCUGCAGGAUCCCAGUUUGGAAUUCUGGCUUGUCUCUUUGUGGAGCUCUUCCAGAGUUGGCAAAUCCUGGCCCGGCCGUGGAGGGCUUUCUUCAAGCUGCUGGCUGUGGUGCUCUUUCUUUUUGCCUUUGGCCUCCUGCCUUGGAUCGAUAAUUUUGCUCACAUUUCAGGAUUCAUCAGCGGUUUUUUCCUCUCCUUUGCCUUCCUGCCCUACAUUAGCUUUGGGAAGUUCGAUCUGUAUAGGAAGCGAUGCCAAAUUAUUGUUUUCCAGCUCAUCUUCAUCGCGCUCUUCUCAGGACUUGUGAUUCUAUUCUAUUUCUACCCCAUCAAGUGCGAGUGGUGCGAGUUCCUCACUUGUAUCCCAUUCACGGACAAAUUCUGCGAGAAAUACGACCUGGAUGCACAGCUUCACUGAAAGGCAAAGACCAGCUCCUCGAGCGGGCACUGGAGAUGGGCUGUCUUUGCAUUUGCUGUGCUAGUUCCACGUGGACGAAGCUUCUAAUCUAAUGACACUUCUAACCAGGGCUGUGGUGAAUUGAAACGGUCUCUAGCACUCAGCAGGCGUGGUUUGCCUUAUCAGAAGACUCUGAACAGAACGUUGGUGCCUUGUUCAAUUGUAUUGAACCUCUUCUGCUGCCGUUAUUUUUAUUACACUAGUUUCAAUACUACAUUUUUAACUAGAGUUAUUGACUACUGCUAAGGUGGUGAUUAAACGGAAAGGUAGCGUUUUAGCUACUGCUAAUUGUUUCGCA
This is a messenger RNA of Coturnix japonica (Japanese quail), 3189 nucleotides long. RefSeq names its product rhomboid 5 homolog 1 (gene RHBDF1). NCBI's taxonomy places the organism in Eukaryota, Metazoa, Chordata, Aves, Galliformes, Phasianidae. Gene Ontology annotation, molecular function: serine-type endopeptidase activity. Gene Ontology annotation, cellular component: endoplasmic reticulum membrane. The record is from RefSeq and is a predicted model, not a curated record. Gene Ontology annotation, biological process: regulation of epidermal growth factor receptor signaling pathway; regulation of protein secretion.